Dujonia railenensis is the source of this 1221-nucleotide messenger RNA. The record is from the annotation of a GenBank genome assembly. NCBI's taxonomy places the organism in Eukaryota, Fungi, Ascomycota, Pichiomycetes, Serinales, Debaryomycetaceae.
AUGCUUAUCUCACAUCCCAGAAUAAUGGUAAGACCUUGGAUAACGUGCGCUGAACUGUUCUGCUGCGCAGCAGCGCUGUUAUUUCCAAAAGUGUUUUGUAGCUUACUCUUGACGUGGAGUCACUAUGUGUUUCUUACUAAUGCAGUGUACGACAAUAUGAUAGUUUAUCAGCAACGAGAGGUGCUAGGAUAUUUCCUUGCCGGGAUAGGGUGUGUGCUAUAUGGCUUGUGCAUGUACACGUAUUUCAAGGUGGUGUUGGUUGGACCUGGGAGCCCGUUGGACUUCGAAGAAUUGAAGAUCAAAGAUAUGGACAGAUUGGCUACGAGGUAUACGGAAAACCCGUACAGACAGGAAAGUGCAGAAGAAGAAGAAGAAGAAGAAGAAGAAGAAGAAGAUAAUACUAAUAAUGGAGAUGGUGCAGAAAACCAAGGAACAGAACAGGUAGCGCGUAGGGAACCCGAACAACCGCCCUUCGACUAUGUUCGAAUGUAUACAGUGAAACAGAAGAAGUCUGCUCCAGUUGCAUUCAGAUAUUGCCUUAAAUGUAGUUGUUGGAAACCCGAUAGAUGUCACCACUGUUCAUCGUGCCAGCGAUGUAUACUCAGAAUGGACCACCAUUGCCCAUGGUUCGCCACAUGCAUUGGAUUUCACAAUCAGAAAUUCUUCCUCCAGUUUUUGAUAUAUCUAAGCGUUUACUGUGGGAUAGUUUUCGUAUGUACAUUGUGCUUGUUGUGGAGGUUUUUCACUGAUGAAAAGUACAGCGAAGGCGAAUUUUUGUCGUUGACACUUGUGUUUUUAUUCGUGAUAAGCUUGUCGUUCUUCUUUGCAGUAGGAGUGUUCACAGUGUUCUCCGGCUGGUUGGUGCUAAUCAAUAAGACGACCAUUGAAGUGCAGGAGGAUAAGUGGCACAAGCUGAGGAACCAGUAUGAGUUCGACACAAGAAACAGAGAGAACUCUGCCAAUGCUAAUACAAACAUAUUCAAUAUUGGCCACAGGAAGAACUUGGAGUCGAUUUUGGGAACAAGCUACUGGACUUGGAUAUUGCCCAUUGGAAUAACAAACAAGGUAAUAACCGAUGAGUUCAACAAUGGGAUUAACUUUGAAAUCGACCAAGGUGCCUACGACCAGUGGUGCUACGAUUCUCAAUUGCAGGACCAAUUGAACCAGCAGGUGGAAGAUUACGUCAGGAGAACGAGGCGAGAGGUGAACGAAAGUGUAUAG